AUGUCAUCAAUUCAUCUGUUUGUUUACUGUUUACUUAUUUUUGUUGUUUUAGGUUAUAUUUGGAAUCGUUAUAUUCAGUUUAUAUAUAUUUUUAUAGUUAUGGAUAAAAACAGACGUAGAAUAACCGUAAAAUAUAAAUCUGCAAAUCCUUUGUUUGAACAAUGGCUAAAUGAAUGGAAAAUGGAUGCAGAAGCAAAAGACUCAAAACUAAAAUAUACAUACAAGCUAGCAUUAACUUCUAUAAGACAAUGUCCUAUUCCUUUUAAUUCGGGAAAAGAAUGUAAAAUAUUGAAGGGAUUUGGUACCAAAUUAUGUCAAAUGCUAGACGAUAAACUAAAACGACACAAUUCUGAUUCUACAGAGAAUAGUAAUGAUGUGGACACUGGUGACAAAAUUAUAGACAUAAAAAAAACUCAUUUAAGCCCAUCAUCAGAAAAUAUUUCCAAUGAAAACAAUCUUCAAAUAAAACCAAAAAUUAGUAGAAAAAAAGAAUCCAAAGUGAAAAAGAUUCCUUGUCCUUUGCAAAAACAAACAUCAUCAUCAUCAAUGGAAGAAACAUCUGAAAAUUCACAAGAAAUUAAAGUGAGUGCUACCAAAGGAAAAUCUAGAAAAAUAACAAAACAUGUUUCAAAUACAUCUGAAGAAUCUUCUCAAAAUUGUCAGGACUUUUUUGUGAUGGAACCCGGAAAUUUUGAUAUUAUUUUGUAUAUUGAUACACAGGAAACAGGAAAUCAUUCACAGAGGAAGACUGAUCCUUUUUUGAAACAGUUAGACAAACAGUCAGGUGAAUGCCAAUAUGAAAUAAAAAAGUUAAAUGUUGGUGAUUACGUGUGGAUCUGCCGUGACAAAAUGUCGAAAAAGGAAUUGGUCCUACCAUACAUUUUCGAAAGGAAAAGACUGGAUGACUUCUCACGUAGUAUUACUGACGGUCGAUACAAAGAACAAAAAUUUCGAUUGAAGAAGUGCGGCAUAGAAAACAUUUAUUAUCUGUUGGAAAACUAUAGUCACUACAGUUUACCCCUAACAACGUUACAGCAGGCCGCCUUCAAUACUGCGAUACAUGAUGGCUUUAAAAUCAAAAUGACUACAGGUUUAACUCACACGGCAAAACUUUUGCUCAACUUUUCGUCAUUGCUGAAAAGAAUUUUCGAGAAGAAAACUUUAUUCAGAUGUGAAAAAGAGUCGAUUACUCCAAUAGAUUUGAAUGAUGAUGUUGCUUCUUUGAUGAGUUUCACAGAUUUUAAUAAAAGUUCUAUCAAAAAUAGGCCAAUGAUGGUAACUGACCUUUUUAUAAAAAUGUUAAUUCAGAUACGUGGAAUGUCGGUGGCUAAAGCCGUUUCCAUUACUGAGCUGUACCCAACACCUAUGUUAUUAAGAAAAGCCUACGAAGAUUGUGUUGAUGAAGUUUCAAGGGAAAAGUUAUUAGAAUGUAUUAUGUGUGGUAAUAGAAAACUUGGCUCGACUUUAAGCAACACUGUACACCAAUUAUUUAAUUUUACAAAUUAUUAG
Molecule: messenger RNA, 1509 nt
Organism: Diabrotica balteata
Lineage: Eukaryota; Metazoa; Arthropoda; Insecta; Coleoptera; Chrysomelidae
Source: the annotation of a GenBank genome assembly